Messenger RNA from Lepidothrix coronata (blue-crowned manakin), 2596 nucleotides. RefSeq names its product neuropeptide Y receptor Y2 (gene NPY2R). Gene Ontology annotation, cellular component: membrane. The transcript is spliced from 2 exons. Gene Ontology annotation, molecular function: neuropeptide Y receptor activity. The record is from RefSeq and is a predicted model, not a curated record. Bases 125 to 1282 code for a protein of 385 amino acids. Gene Ontology annotation, biological process: G protein-coupled receptor signaling pathway. NCBI's taxonomy places the organism in Eukaryota, Metazoa, Chordata, Aves, Passeriformes, Pipridae.
GCGCGGGGGCCGCCGCCGCCGCCAAACUUUCGACGGGUCGAGCGGCGCUGCUGCCCCAUCCAUCGCCCGGCAGGAGAGAGCCGCCCCGGGGCAGCUCUGUGGCUCAGACCAGGCUGCUGUAAGGAUGGGUCCCCUGGAAGCAGUAGGUGAAGAAAACCAGACAGAUGAAAUGAAAAUGGAGCUGUUCACCAAGCUGUACUUGCCAAGAUACACCACACCGCUCAAUGAAUUGGCUCUGGACCCUAAACCAGAACUGAAGGACAGCACAACACUAGUUGAAGUGCAGAUAAUUCUCAUCUUUGCUUACUGCUCCAUCAUCCUGUUGGGGGUGAUUGGAAACUCCCUCGUGAUCCACGUGAUCAUCAAGUUCAAAAGCAUGCGCACAGUGACUAACUUCUUCAUUGCCAAUCUGGCCGUGGCCGACCUGCUGGUGAAUACACUGUGCCUGCCCUUCACUUUGGUUUAUACGCUCUUGGGCGAAUGGAAACUGGGCCCAGUGUUGUGUCACCUGGUGCCUUACGCCCAGGCGCUUGCUGUUCAUGUGUCCACUGUUACUUUGACUGUGAUUGCUCUGGAUCGUCACCGCUGCAUCGUCUACCACUUGGAAAGCAAAAUCUCUAAGCGAAUCAGCUUCCUGAUUAUAGGAAUUGCCUGGGCAGUCAGUGCCCUGUUGGCAAGUCCUCUGGCCAUCUUCCGCGAGUACUCGUUGAUUGAGAUCAUUCCUGACUUCAAGAUUGUGGUUUGCUCUGAGAAGUGGCCAGGAGAGGGGCAGCUCAACUAUGGCACCAUAUACAGCAUCUCUAUGCUCCUGAUCCAGUAUGUGCUGCCUCUGGCAGUCAUCUCCUAUGCCUACACUCGUAUUUGGACCAAGCUCAAGAACCAUGUUAGUCCUGGGGCAGGGAGUGACCACUACCACCACCGGCGUCGGAAAACCACCAAGAUGCUGGUGUGUGUGGUUGUGGUGUUUGCUGUCAGCUGGCUGCCGUUUCAUACCUUCCAGUUAGUCAGUGACAUUGACAGUCAGGUGUUAGACCUGAAAGAGUACAAACUGAUCUACACAGUGUUUCACGUCAUUGCCAUGUGCUCAACGUUUGCUAACCCCCUUCUCUAUGGCUGGAUGAAUAACAACUACAGGACGGCCUUCCUCACAGCCUUCCAGUGUGAACAGCGGCUGGACUCCAUCCACCCUGAAGUAUCAGCAGCUUUCAAAGCCAGGAAAAAACUAGAAGCAAAGAGGAUUCAAUUCCCUGGGGACUCUUUCACACAACCUACCAAUGUCUAAGAUGUCUGACUUUAAAGAAGAAAUCAAUAUGUGGUGGACAAAGGGAUAAAUCCAUUUUGAUACAUGCAUUUUUAAUGCAUAGUUUUAUUCAUAAAGGGUGAAAGAAAAGUAGCAGGAAAUCAAGGCAGGUGCUAUGAUCUGGGGGUGUUAAUUGAUAUCACGAGUAUGUAACUAUAUGACUACAAGGAAAUAAAAGGGAUAGGCUUUGUUUAUGGCUGUCUCUAACAGAGUAAGAGACCCUUUUAUCCCUCCCAUAUCUUUUUGACAAGUCUAAAUGACAAGGGCAGAGCGUGCUGGUUUUGCUAGAGGAAGGCAAUUUGUAGCGCAGGAAUACUGAUGAUGGGAGCAGGUAGUUUUUAUAUUGGAUGUGGACAUCAGGGAAAGCAGAAGUCUGCCAGGACAAAGAAGCCUGUCUGGGUGGGAAUAGGCUGUGCUGGUUAAAGCUCAAACUUUUCAGUUCCCUUCUCUCCCACAGGCAUCUUUACAAAGACAGGGGAAUUAAGAAGAGAAAUACAUUAUUUUUUUUAAACUUGUACUACAGUGGUUCAAACAUUUGAAGUACAUUAGGGGGUAAAAAAAAAAGAAAAGGAAAAAGAAAAAAAAUCACCAUACCCACCCAAACAACAGAUUCAAUGUGAGGAAAGGUCAAGUUUCUACAUAAAAUGAAUUGUGGGUUUUGGUCAAUCAAAUGGGGUGAAAAGUUAUUCCUUAAGAAUUGGCUGUUAUGCUGGUGAGAAAAUCACGAGCCUGUGACUUAUCAGUCAUUCCCUGCAGAUUCCUCCCUGUCAUUCUCCUCUGGAAACAGUUCACAAAUGCAGUGUUUUAAAGUGUCAUUUGAGGGCAGGGAAUGCAGGCUCAGGUCUUUUGUGAGCACUUCAUAAACUGCCAAUAUUUUCGUUUUCAGGACCUGCUUAAAUGUCUAAUGUGUUAUUAACUCCACAGGCUUUGAAUUGUAGCUGCUUUCUGCCUGGAUAAUAAAACAGCAGAUAAUUUUGAUCCUCUGGAAAGGCUGUGAGAUGGUAAAGUGCUUUUCAUUAUUGUGGUUUUAUGUCACAUACUCAUCUUGUCUUGGAGCUUUUUCCAUCUUUAGUCUUUUCAAAAAUUAAGAAAUUCUGAAUGACUGUAACCUAAUAACAGUGUGCUAUGUUUAUGUGAUAACAGUUAUUCUGCAUGCUGUAGUUAAUAGUUAAAUUCCUUUUUUUGCUCAGGUAUAAAAUUUUAAUCUGUUUACUGUGUUGCACACAGCAAUGUUCAACUCUUCUAUGUCUUUGUUCAGCCUCUUUGAACUCAUUAAAGAGAUGAAGAAAAUUUCAA